AUGGAACCUCAAUGCACUCUUGUCUGGCCAGUUGAUUCUGGAAAUGAAAUACAUAUGAUCUCAUCUACUCAAGCUCCCCAUACGCAUCAGAAGUAUGUUGCGAAUGUUCUUGGUCUUCCACUAUCAAAAGUUGUUUGCAAGACUAAGCGUAUUGGUGGCGGAUUUGGAGGAAAAGAAACUAGAUCAGUAAUAUUUGUUGCGGCAGCGUCCGUAGCUUCCUAUUGUCUAAGAAGGCCAGUAAAGAUUGUUUUGGAUAGGGAUGUUGAUAUGAUGAAAAUUGGACAAAGGCACAGGUUUUUGGGGAAAUAUAAGGUUGGAUUUACCAAUGGCGGGAAGAUACUGGCCUUAGACCUUGAAAUUUAUAACAAUGGCGGCAACUCACUAGAUCUGUCCCUUGCAGUCUUGGAGCAUGCUAUGUUUGAGUCGGAAAAUGUCUAUGAUAUACCAAAUAUAAGAGUCAGUGGGAAAGUAUGCUUUACAAAUUUCCCAAGCAAUACUGCCUUUAGAGGUUUUGGUGGUCCACAAGGUAUGUUGAUCGCAGAGAAUUGGAUUCAUCACAUGGCUAUGGAACUCAAGCGGACUCCAGAGGAGAUAAAAGUGCUUUAUUAUGGCCAGUUGGUGCAGAACUGUACAAUACAUUCGGUUUGGGAUGAACUAAAGGCAUCUUCUAAUUUUGUGGAGGCUCGCGAAGCUGUAAAUGUCUUUAACAGCAAUAAUCGUUGGAGGAAGCGAGGAAUUGCUAUGGUUCCCACAAAAUUUGGCAUAUCAUUCACUACAAAAUUUAUGAACCAGGCUGGUGCUCUUGUGCAAGUUUACACUGAUGGUACUAUCCUGAUAAUGCAUGGUGGGGUUGAGAUGGGGCAGGGUUUACACACAAAGAUAGCGCAAGUUGCUGCCUCGUCACUAGAUAUCCCUCUAAGCUGUGUAUUUAUCUCAGAGACAAGUACAGACAAGGUUCCAAAUGCUUCACCAACAGCAGCUUCUGCCAGUUCUGAUUUGUAUGGUGCUGCAGUUUUGGAUGCUUGUCAGCAAAUAAUGGCUCGGAUGGAACCCAUUGCUAGUAGGGGCAACUACAAGUCUUUUGCUGAGUUAGCUGAAGCAUGCUACAUGGAACGAGUAGAUCUUUCUGCUCAUGGGUUUUAUAUCACCCCCGAUAUUGGGUUUGACUGGGUUGCUGGCAAGGGAACUCCAUUUAACUAUUUCACCUAUGGAGCUGCAUUUGCAGAAGUUGAGAUUGACACCUUAACUGGGGAUUUCCACACAAGGAGAGCUGAUAUUGUCAUGGAUCUAGGCUAUUCAAUUGAUCCAACAAUUGAUAUUGGCCAGAUUGAAGGAGCUUUCAUCCAAGGUUUGGGUUGGGCUGCCAUGGAAGAGCUAAAAUGGGGGGAUGACAACCACAAGUGGAUCCGACCUGGACACCUUUUCACUCAUGGACCCGGCUCUUACAAAAUACCCUCUGUAAAUGAUAUACCUCUCAAUUUCAAGGAUUCACUGUUGAAGGGCGUUCCAAACCCAAAGGCCAUCCACUCGUCCAAGGCUGUAGGAGAGCCCCCGUUCUUCCUCGCUCCCUCCGUCUUGUUUGCGAUAAAAGACGCAAUUACAGCGGCCAGGGCAGAGGAGGGUCAUCUUGACUGGUUCCCCCUUGACAACCCGGCAACACCUGAAAGAAUAAGGAUGGCGUGUGUUGACUCCAUUACCAAGAAAUUUGCCAGUGUAUAUUACCGUCCCAAGCUUAGUGUAUAG
Molecule: messenger RNA, 1743 nt
Organism: Triticum turgidum subsp. durum (durum wheat)
Lineage: Eukaryota; Viridiplantae; Streptophyta; Magnoliopsida; Poales; Poaceae
Source: the annotation of a GenBank genome assembly